AUGUACAUGAUCCUAGAGGGGUUACCUGAAAAGGAUUACGUCUGCGUGAAGUGUCGUCUGAUAGAGCAGGUGGAAACUCUGGUUGAGUUUAGAAGGGGGUUCGAGGAGAUGAUGGAACGCAGACAGGAAGGGGCCGAAGAGUCCUAUUGUGGUUCCGCUGGCUUAGUGGUGGAAGGAACUGAGGCAGUAGUGGGUGCAGUGCCUCAUUAUAUAGCUUCACCCUCAGAUCAUUUGGAAAUGAUAGUACACUAUUCAGAUCAGGGACUUUUAUUGACUAUUUCUGGACUACUGCCUAGUACAAUGGGACCCAACAUGGUUAAAGCCUUUAGGAAAUACUCUAAUCUUAUUCAUUCAGGUAUUUAUCUCUCCGACUUGACGUAUAUUGACUCCGCAUACCCAUCUACAGGGAGCAUUCUGGAAAGCGAGCAGAGAUCAAAUUUAAUGAACAACAUACUUAGAAUAAUCUCAGAUUUUCAGCAGUCCUGUGAAUAUGAUAUUCUUCUGUUGCCUCAUGUCCAAAAAUACUUGAACUCAGUUCAGUACAUAGAAGAGCUACAAAAGUUUGUGGAAGAUGACAAUUACAAGCUUUCAUUAAAGAUAGAGCCAGGAACCAGCACCCCUCGUUCUGCUGCUUCCAGAGAAGAUUUAGUAGGCUCUGAAGUAGGAGCAUCUCCACAAAGUGCACGGAAAAAUGUUGCAGCUGAAGGAGCAUUGCUCCCACCAACUCCUCCAUCACCUAGGAACCUGAUACCACAUGGGCAUAGGAAAUGUCACAGCUUGGGAUACAAUUUCAUACACAAAAUGAAUACAGCAGAGUUUAAAAGUGCAACAUUCCCCAACGCAGGACCAAGGCACCUAUUGGACGACAGUGUCAUGGAACCUCAUGCACCAUCCAGAGGGCAAGCAGAGAGCUCCACCCUUUCUAGUGGAAUUUCAAUAGGUAGCAGUGAUGGUUCAGAACUUAGUGAAGAGACUUCGUGGCCAGCAUUUGAAAGGAACAGAUUAUACCAUUCUCUCGGUCCGGUGACAAGAGUGGCACGAAAUGGCUAUCGAGGCCACAUGAAGGCCAGCAGUUCUGCAGAAUCUGAAGAUUUGGCUGUUCAUUUGUAUCCAGGAGCAGUUACUAUUCAAGGUGUUCUCAGGAGGAAGACUUUAUUGAAGGAAGGCAAAAAGCCUACCGUAGCAUCUUGGACAAAAUACUGGGCAGCACUGUGUGGAACCCAGCUUUUUUACUAUGCUGCAAAGUCUCUGAAGGCUACAGAGAGAAAACAUUUCAAAUCUACACCAAGUAAAAAUGUGUCAGUGGUAGGAUGGAUGGUGAUGAUGGCUGAUGACCCAGAACAUCCUGAUCUCUUCUUGCUGACUGAUUCUGAGAAGGGAAAUUCAUACAAGUUUCAAGCUGGUAACAGAAUGAAUGCAAUGCUGUGGUUCAAACAUCUGAGCGCUGCAUGCCAAAGCAACAGACAACAGGUUCCUGCCAACUUGAUGUCUUUUGAGUAAAAAGCUAAUUCAAAACAUGAAAGAGAACAAUUUGAUGAACUGUUUGUCUCAUAAUUUGAGCAUGACGUCCUGAAGAAAGCGUGCCAGCUAUACAUUUAUUUCUGUGCCAGAACAGAACCUAAAGGCUCAAUCUCUAAAUGCUGGAGUACUAACAGUUUGGGGAAUGGAUUCCCUGAGUGAAAAAUGGAGUUGCAACAUGAAUUGCCAUGGACCAUGCUUAAUAUUUUCUGAACUGACCUGUGGAAACCACUGCCUUAAAGAGUGAAAGGAUAACCAACAUGAAACACCAAAUAGUGUGUGUGAAACUAAUGGCGGUGCUGUGCUUGGAUUAAAUAGGUUGUAGCUAAUCUGCAUUUCUUUUCACUUUAUACUAAUUUGGGGGGGGGGGGGGAAACCACCUUUUUAGUAUUCUUUAAAAAGGGUCUAACCAUAUUCUUAAGGGUUGCAUCAACAUCUGGGUUUAGACUAAGGAUAUAGCGGUACUUACACAUUCUAGGGAUGGUGUUUAGACUAUAUUAGCAGCCUUCAAUUGGAGCUUCUCUCAGGCUCACUUGAGCUGGAGCAUCAUUAAUUUUCUCAGACCUAGACUAUGAGAGCUGUAACAAAUGCAACUUUUUUUCUUUUUUUGUUUUAAGUACUAAACUUGGUAACCUUAGUACUGUAUAGGAACCUUACUUCUUGCCAGUGGCACAAAGGCUGAGUGUUUGUACAGCACGCUUUUUCUUGUAAGCAGGAUUGUGAUACAUGCUUGUCUAGUUCCUGGUUGAAGAAUAGUCUGUUUUGGAUUUAAUUGGGAGCUGUGAGGUGUCAUCAGGUCAGAACUGAGUGUUUUCUUCUCAUUGUGUUUUUACACUGGUUACUUUCCUGCAUGUGGUGGUUCCACUACACAACAAACACUGGAUAUAGCUCACAGAGAUGUUUUCCUUCUCUGGAGGAAUGUUUCCCUAGGUACAGUUAAAGGGAGGGAAAAGCAGAAGACACUCUCUCAGGGUAAGAUCCUUCAGAGUAUCAGUUUUAUAAGACCUCAUUUUUUACAGUGUUUGAGAGACACAAUGUCAAAGUUUCCGUAUUUUCAUUUUGAAAAAAAUGGUUUUAAUUAUCUGUAUUGUUCAAGAUUUAGGAGCUCGAACUGUAUUUGCAAUUUUUAGAGAAGUUUAAUCUAGGAAAGAAAAAUAGGAUGGACUAGAUAAUCAAAACCUUUUUCCUAUAUAUGAAUAAUUCUUUGUCACUAAAUAUACUUCCUCAAAAAAUUUAAAAUCCCAAACAGGAGGACAAAUUUGCUUUGUUCUAUGCAUUAGAUUUUCAUUCGUGCCUUAUUUUGGGUUCUUUUAAGUUACUUAAUUAUAGUCUCUUGUCACAAAGCCCUAUUUAAGAUUCGGAACAUUGAUCUUCAUAAAUAUGGAAGAAAUUCCAAUAGUGUCCAGGAAAACUUCUUGAAAAAAUAGUAGAUAUUCCCCUGAGAUUGUAAUUUAAAAGCAGUAAAUAAGCUUACAGGUGCACCCCUAGAUUUUCUAAAACUAUCCAGUAGUCUCUUGUAAUGAGUUCUUUUGAUAAUCUAGGGGGGCGGGAAAUUCCGGAGGUGGUAAUUUGUUUGGUAAUGUACAUUUCAUUUACUAAAUCAGGGUAAGGGGAUAGAAUUUCACACAUUAAAGUUCCCAAAAUCAAUAUCACAUUUUCUUAACAGAAAUCAUUCGUUUGUGACUGAUGAGGCAGAGGAGGAAGGUUGCUGUCCUAUUGAGAGAACAAACUAGCAUAAAGAGAGAUCCGUUCUGGGGGAAGAGAGAGGUGGAAAGUUGGGGCAUUUCCAAAUGUUACUCUGUGAAAUCUGUUUUUGGUAUAAAGAGGAUAUAGUAGAUGCACACUUCCGUGUCACACUUACACAAUUUGGUGUCACUUUGUAUAUCUCUUUCUGUGGAGAGUGAAUAAUCAGUUCUGAUCCUGAAGUAGUAUAUCUUGAAAGGAGGUUGCUCGUGACGAAUCACUUUUCAGUUCAAACAUCACUUAACCCAUGUUGGGUGUAAAACAGAGACAACAUCUUAAUAGCCAACAGUAUUACUGUAAUAGAUUUUGCACAGCUUUAGUUUUUGGUUUGCAUUUUUAAAAUUACUUAGUGUAUGUUUCUUCUCAAAAGUGUUUUUUAACAAAAUGUGUGUACUUUUUUUAAGCAUUGUGUAUGGUAACCCUGUGGAUUUUGAAUUUUUUUAAUAAGCUAAUUUAGAUGCAUCGCAGGUUUAUAUCUAUUCUUAUGUUUGUGAGAGGAAACAUGAAACUGGGAGCCACAGCCUGACAUCACACAGCUUUGCUAAAGACAGUUGGGUCAGAAGGUGUUGUUUUUGUUCUUUGAAUUUAUCCAGCUGUAUUUUCUUCUGUUUUUAUGGUACAUAGAGUAAGAUGGGGAAAGCAGUGCUGAGCCCUUGUCAAUAGUCACCAUUAGAUGAACUGUUGCCUGUAGCUGCUCUCUACUUAUUUAGACAUCAUAUAUCAUUUUGAUCUUUAUUUUUCUAGCCUCAAAUAUCUCAUUUUUCAUGGGAGAACUGUUGAAAAAAGAAGCCUCUUAAAAUGUUUAGCAAGAGUAAUGAGAGAGAAUGAUUAAUGAAAACAUUUUUAGAUACUUAGUACCAGAAGUUCAAUAUUUAGUUCUGUUUUAUCCCGUUAGUGUUUAUGUGGCAAUCUGAAGGAUUACUGGAAUUAAGACUUCACAUCUUUUGAAUUGGAAGAUUAUUAGGGACAAGUGAUUUUUUUCUCUCCUGAGAGGAAACCUGUCACAGAAAGCUUAAAUAGAAUGACAACUCAAAUCAACUAUGAAGAGCACAGUAAUCCACUUCUCUGUAAAAAGUAGUAGUUAAACAAAACGUUUAAAGUAGUAAUGGGAAAACAAUACAGCAGCCCGAUAUAGACAGGUAAGGAUGCACUAUCCAGAAUGUCAGCCAGUUGAUUGUGUUUGUCUUUGGUUUAUCUUGCAAUGUUUUUCGUUAGUUUUUACUUUCGGUAACUGUUGAAACUUUGCAGCUAACAUUCAUAACUUUGUUUUGUUGUAUUUAUAUCUUUAGCUGAAAGAGGUCUCUUGAGAUGUCUUGCAGAACAAAAGAUCCAUUAUUACAGGAAUCUGGACAAAAAUAGUUCAGAGUAGAUCUUCCUGGCUGGGUUAUAUGUAAAUGUUGAUCAUCUGCUGACUGGUAUACAAAGGCACUUUUUCACAGUUCACUUCCUACAAGAUUUUUAGUUUAAACACCAACAGAGAAUCCACCCAGUUUAGAGAAUUAGUUGUGGUGAUACUAAAUGUAGUGCACUCCUAAUACAUCUCUGGCUAUCGUAAAUUGAAGUACUAAAUGCUAACUUAAUUUUCACUUUCUAAUUUAAUGCUGUUUCUUCAUAACUUCAGCUACAUUUAAUCAAAUGCCUUCCAUUUCAGUGUUCUUAAAGAGCUAUUGUUAGUCACAAUUCAUUUUACAAAAUGGGAUCUAUACAAUUUGAGUUAAUCUAGGCAUGUGCUUCAUUUUACUAACCAUUUCUUGUGGAAAAUGCCGUUGAAACAUUGCCCAAAUUACUCUGAUUCAAUGUGCAUUUGAGUUAAGUAUGUGCCACCUGGUUUUAAUACCCAACUUUUAACCUUUCCUACAAGGAACUUUUCAUAGAUUCUAACAAGCAGAUCAGUAAGAUCUGAAAAGCUCACUAUGCUGAAAAUCGUGGCAGGGCGUUCUUCACUUCCUCAAUUCUGCACUCUCACAUGUGGUCCUUUUGGGGAAUUGACUAUUUGUUAACUUUUCCUCUCGGAAUUCAGAUGUGUUAUAAAAGAAUUUGCAGCAAUGUUAUUGCUGCUAGCAGUACAUUUACUACUGAAAAUGAAAACAUAAAAGAAACAAACUAUCAAGGAAACACGAAAGAAUGCAACGCAGUUGCAUCAGUUUAUUUUUGUUGAUUGACAUUAGCUAUGUAGUUUAAUGCUAGUUUCCUUGCCACAUUUUAAGUGCGCUUAUUUGCAAUUAAAUUUUUAGAAGACUGUAAUCUUCCACCGUUAAUGAGAAACGUAAGAAGGUUGUCAACUGGAAGAUGCUUUCCCUUCCAACAGAAGUAAAUGUAGCUUUGUGCUGCUAAGGCACUGUGGGCAGUUGUAUCCCUUUUGAUAAAAGGAAAAUUGUGUGGUGGUGUUUUUCUGGCUCCUGGAGUGGCAUUUUUCUUCAUUCUCCUCCUCUGGUAUUUUCAUUCACAAUCAGUAGAAGUCCUAAUCUUUUCCAGCUAUUUUAGUAUACCGCCUGCUCUAAGCUUCAGAACACUAGACCUGGUACUAAAUCACACCAAUGAGUUGUUUGUUCUUGCUACGAGGUCAACUUUUAAAAACAUAAUUAUUUAAAUACCAACCCUUUCAUUUUUUCUUUGCCUUUCCCUAAAAAUGGCUUGUGUCUAAAGUAAACAGAUUUGGUGUUUGGGAGAGUUGUAAUUGAAGGAAUCUAUAUAAAUGAAUGUUGAACUACUUCAGUGGGUACAAAUGAACUUCUUUCUGGUCAUCAUCCAAACUUUUGUGGGGAGGCAGACACUUGGAUCUGAGAGAGACUGGUCAGUGCCUUAUUGUCAGUUUAGAGUCCAGUUCUAUUGUUCUAGAGCUGAAAAUAUAAUAGCAACCACUGGACUGAAUUACUUUCCCUGAUUUCUGUAGUGUGUACCCUCUUUCCCAACAUUUUUACUUUCUAACAGAAGGAAUUAGUCAAUUUUGGUCUAUGUAAGAUAGAUAUGGUUUAAAUUACUAAACUGUUUUUCUAGGUUUGGUAAUUUUUUUUAGCAGAAGCAGCCAUUGACAGAUUUGUCUGCGGCUUUUAUCAGAACUGUCUAAACCAUCUUGUAACAAUUUUGCUUUAAAAUAUGAAACAUUUGUAAUGUCAAGCAUAAGAGGAAAAAAAGCAGCAAGAAUAAAUAAGGAUCAGAGGGCAUUCUGAGUAAUUUCUAGUGUUUGUGAACUUUAGUUCUCCUAGCUUAAAAAUGAGGAUUCUCUUCCUUUUUAUUCCUUUGAAACACUAUACUAUACAAAUGUGAAAGGACUAUACCUACUAACCUUUUUUGUUAAUUUAGAAUAAAUAUCAAGGAGAAACUUCAAAAAAAAAAAAAAAAACUGGACAAACUGUAUAUUGUAGUUUUUCUUGACAUACUUUAAGCUCAUUUCUUCAGGGGUGGUUUGUUCUAUUUCUAGUGUCAUACCAUUUAGUGAAAAUUAAGUUUCCCUACAAGAGAUGUGUGAGCUUUGAAGCAUUAAGCGUUGAAGCACAUAGCUUUGGAGGGAGAAAUUAAUUAAUAAGCUUUCACACAUUGAGGUUCUUUUAGCAAUGGAAGCCACAUACAAUAGAAUAUUCAUUUUCCUCUAAGACAUUAUGGUAGAAAACAGAGCAUUUCCUCUGCAGUGUUUUUAACUUCAGAUGUUUGAAAGGAAAAGCAUAACCAAGCACAGACAUGAUCAGCCUUAAAGGGUUCUUCAGUGACAAUUGAAAGGAUUAGCCCAAGGUGAAGAAAGCAGAGGUUUGAAUCUAGCCAUGCAUGUUACAGAACAGAGUUGAGGAUUUUUCUCAAGGACUAUUGCUUAAAAAAAAAAGUGCCACAAUGAGAUGGAGGCUUUUGCAGAUCACACUGUGGUGGCUCAUUUCUGGACCUUUUCCUCAAACAGCCAGGAGUAACAUAAACAUUCAGUUUCUUCUGUGCACUUGAUUAGCAUCAAAUUUACCUUAGUGGAAGAGGGUUGUGGCCUCCAAUUCCCCAGCAAAACUCUUGCCAUUCCAGAACUCCUCCCAAAUAUGGUCCAAAAGUAGUAAAAGUUGACCAAUUAAAUAGGGGAAAAAAAGCAUCUUUAGGGUUCACCCGUUUACAGAGCCCUUGACUCCUUGCAUACAGAUAAAUACACCUAUUCAAGCCCUACUGUAGUAGUGCAGAGGCUGGGGAAAUCAUACUAUCUAUAAUAAUCCAGGAAGAAAAAACAAAGAUUGUUUAUCAUAUAAACACAAGCCAUUUUUAAUGUUAUUCUUCCAUGUUGACUUCAGAUGCUAUAGUGAUAGUAAUUGCACUAUGACCUCUAUGAGUGACGUGCAGUUAGACUGUCCUCUAGCUUUUUUUCUUCUUCUUUUUUAAAUACUUUAGUGUGGGUGUGUGUGAAAUUGUAUGUUUGCAUAAGCUAGUUUAAAAUUACUUUAAGUACCAAUUUCAGAAAUCUUUCCUACUGAAAUAAAUUAUUUAAAAUGUGGAUUUGUGUGAACUAUCAGUUUAUUUUUCAUAAGCAUAUUGAUAUUGCAGCCACUCUCGAGCACAGAAUUUGGUUCUUUCCAAAUACAUUGAUGCCCAGGAUCAGCUGGAAUUUGUGUAUUAUAAGCACUUUUCAAUGGUCUUGUGAAG
Chelonoidis abingdonii (Abingdon island giant tortoise) is the source of this 7869-nucleotide messenger RNA. The record is from RefSeq and is a predicted model, not a curated record. NCBI's taxonomy places the organism in Eukaryota, Metazoa, Chordata, Testudines, Testudinidae.